This is a messenger RNA of Macaca mulatta (Rhesus monkey), 240 nucleotides long. Its product is annotated as NKG2-FE2. Lineage: Eukaryota; Metazoa; Chordata; Mammalia; Primates; Cercopithecidae. Gene Ontology annotation, biological process: positive regulation of natural killer cell mediated cytotoxicity; stimulatory C-type lectin receptor signaling pathway. The record is from RefSeq and is marked provisional.
GGCUGCAGAGAUGAAUAAACAAAGAGGAACCUACUCUGAAGUGAGUCUGGCCCAGGAGCCAGGGAGGCAGCAAAGGAAACUUAAGGGCAAUAAAAGCUCCAUUUCAGGAACCGAACAGAAAAUAUUCCAAGUAGAAUUAAACCUUCAAAAUGCUUCUUCAGAUCAUCAAGGGAAUGACAAGACAUAUCACUGCAAAGGUUUACUGCCACCUCCAGAGAAGCUCACUGCUGAGGUCCUGGG